AUGAUGAUGCCAACAGUAACCACUUUUCGCGAUCCACUUGAAGCUCCACUUCGUAAAUUAAGUGUUGAUCUUAUUAAAACAUACAAACAUAUAAAUGAAGUAUACUAUGCUAAAAAGAAAAAACGUAGUAAUAAUCAAGUGAUCGAAGAAAAUGGUUUGCAUAAGAAGGAGAAAAAGAAUUUAAAUGAUGGAUAUGAUGAUGAAAAUCAUGAUUAUAUCGUACGACCAGGAGAAAUAUGGCUUGAACGAUAUACAAUUGAUUGUUUAAUUGGUAAAGGUAGUUUUGGACAGGUCGUCAAAGCAUUUGAUCAUCUUGAUGGCGAAUAUGUAGCUAUAAAAAUAAUCAAAAAUAAACGUCCAUUUCUAUCGCAAGCUCAAAUUGAAGUACGUCUUCUUGAAUUAAUGAAUCAACAGGAUAUGGAUAAUAAUGGUUAUAUUGUUACAUUAAAACGACAUUUUACAUUUCGUAAUCAUUUAUGUCUUGUAUUUGAAUUAUUAUCUUAUAAUUUAUAUGAUCUAUUACGAAAUACAAAUUUUCGCGGUGUAUCACUUAAUUUAACACGAAAAUUUGCUUUACAACUUCUAUCUGCAUUAUUAUUUCUUUCUCAACCUGAACUUAGUAUACUUCAUUGCGAUCUGAAACCUGAAAAUAUUCUUUUGGUUAAUCCUAAACGAUCUGCUAUUAAAAUUGUUGAUUUUGGCAGUUCAUGUCAAAUUGGUCAGCGUCUCUAUCAAUAUAUCCAAAGUCGAUUUUAUCGUUCACCAGAAGUGUUGCUUGGUAUUCCAUAUGAUAUGGCGAUUGAUAUGUGGAGUCUUGGUUGUAUUCUUGUUGAAAUGCAUACAGGCGAACCAUUAUUUAGUGGUACAAAUGAAUUUGAUCAAAUGAUGAAAAUUGUUGAAGUACUCGGUAUACCACCAGCUCAUAUACUUGAACAAGGAACAAAAACUAAACGUUUUUUUGAUCGUCUACCUGAUAAUACAUGGAUACCACGGAAGAGUAAAGACAGAAGGUAUCGAUCACCUGGUACACGUAAAUUACAUGAUAUUCUUGGUGUUGAUAUUGGUGGUCCAGGUGGACGUCGGGCUGGUGAGCCAAAUCAUUCCGUAUCAGAUUAUAUAAAAUUUAAAGAACUUGUUCAACAAAUGCUUGAAUACGAUCCAAAACGGCGUAUAUUACCAUUUAAUGCAUUACAAUCGAAUUUUUUCAAACGAGUUCCUGAUGAAACAUCAAAUGUUAAUCAUCCAACAACAACAGCAACAAAUAAUAAUAAUAAUAAUAAUCCAUUGUCAAAUCUUAAUUCGAAUAGUUCACCUAAUCUUGAUCCCAGCCUUCGUUAUCGUCAUUUAAUUGAAACAGUACAACCACCAAAUCUAUGGCAACCAACAGAUUCAUUUAUGCCUGGAAUUCCAAGACCAUAUCCUGCUCAACAAACAGCAAAUACUAAUAGUUCUAUUUAUUUAACAAAUAGUUACCCAACUGAUUCAAUAGAUCUUGCUGCACCAACAGAAUUUCAAUCAACGAACAGCUAUUAUCCAUCUCAGAGAACUCAUACAUCACCGUCCGGAACAACAUUUCCACCAUUAUUUACAUAUGUUCCACAAAAUUUUAAUCAUCAUUUAUCAUCAACUAUUGACGAUAAUUCUUUACUUAUACAAAAUCCUAUUAUAUUUCUCAGUUAUCUUCUUGGAUGUGCAUCAACAAUUGCUGUAUGCAUAUGUUUAUUUAUACUUUAUGGAAUUUAUUCACCAGGAACAAUUUUUGCAGAAGAACAAUACCCAACAGUUCGUCCAUUAUCUCAAUAUUUUGAAGCAAAAAAUUCAACAGUUGAUGCUGUAAAUUAUAUAUUAAAUUGUUUAUUUCAAGAACUAAAAGAUACAUCAAAAUUAAGACGAUAUAUUAUGCAGAAAUUACAUAUCGAAUUUGAUGAAUUAAAACAAACUCGAUUAGGAAAAAUAUUUCUUCGAGAUAUUGCAAUACGAAGUUUUUCUAUGGGACACGAAUGUCUAAUAUUCAGUAAUAUUCGUUUUGAACGACAAGUACGAGAUGAACGUCAAUUAAUUAAAGAAGUUGUAGCUAAACUUAAUGGUGAUUAUCAAGAUGGAUUUUCUUGUACACUUGAUAUUACACUUGCAUUUGGUCAUCAAUGUCAAUUAUAUAUAAAAGUUAAUCGUAUUCAAGGAGAGUUACGUUUAGAAUUUCGACGUGAACCAUUUUCGCAUUGGUUAUAUGCUUUUCAAGAUGAACCAUUAAUUGAUUUAGACGUUAGAGCUUAUUUAUAUUCUCACGAAAUUCCACUAUUAGCAAAAAUCAUACGUGGACGUAUUAUUCAUACAAUACGACGUAAAAAUAUAUGGCCAAGUUAUAAAAUUCGUUAUCCACCAUUCUUUUCGAAAUCAAAACAAUCCUUACCAAUUGAAAUUCCAUCUGUGAAUGAUAAUAAUAAUUUUAUACCUGGUAUAAUUGAAAUUCUAAUCAAGUCUUGCGAUCGUCUUUCAAUUCCUUUUGAAAUAUUCAAUAAAGAAAAUUAUUCAUUAGUAUCGAUUUUUUUAACAAUUAAUAUUAAUGAACAAAUGUGUAAGGAUUAUUUACAUAUUAAUCGUGAUCAAUGGAUAAGAAAACAUAUCGAAUUUAUACCACAAAUACAUAAAAUAAAUAUAAUAGAAGUUCCGUAUAUGGAUCGUACAGAAUUUUUAAUUGAAGAAUUUAAUCCAAUACCGGAUGAAAUUGAAGAUAUAACAAUAUUUAAAGCAGCAUUAGAAGAUAAAAAUGUUUUUCUACUUCAAAUUCAAGAUCAAGAAAUAAGAACGUUAAAGCAAAUAAAUCGUUUAUUAAAGUCAAAAUCAACUAAUGGACAUCAACAAAAAGUCAAAAUCGUUGUUGGAAUGCCUUUAUUGAAUAGUGUUCAAGUACGACGUGUAGUUGAAAUAGAAGAUACUUAUACAAUAGAAAAAGCGGCUACAGUUGCUCUUUCUGAACUUAUAUUUGAUGCUCAUAUGAGUUUUAAACGUGAAACUGAAACGACACUGAAUUUUCGACCUACUUAUUCUUCAAAAUCUAAUUUAAAACUUAUUCAAACAAAUUCCAAAAGUCAAAAACUAGCUGAAUUAAGGACACAUAGAGGUUAUGAUGAUAAUAUGGCUCAUGGGUUUGUUACAAUUAAUUUUCAGCACCAACCAGAAAUUGAAACGAAAUUAAAUCAAGAAGACAAAAAAGAAUUUAUAACUGAAAAAGAUGAUAAUCAAAAUAAAGAACAAUCAAUGUCUACUAAUGAAGAACAUAAAUUGCCUUUAUCGAAUUCUACUAAUCAUUCAUUUGAAGAUCAUGCAUUUAGUAUCGAAACAUUAUGUGCUUAUUGUAAUAAAAAAAUUUGGACAAAAACUGGUCGUCAAUGUCGAAAUUGUUCAAUGACAAUACAUAAAAAAUGUGAAGAUAAACUAAAUCAUCAACGUACUUGUACACAUGAAUCUAUUCAUUUAAAAUCUAAAGAAUCUGAAGAUAAUCAUUCAACUAUAUCCACUAAUGAUGUUGAUUCAAGUUCAAAUACGAAUCAAACAACAAUAACAUCUCAUUCUUCAUCAACUAUAGGAACUUCUACUGCUGCAUUUUCUAUAUUUGAUUUAACGUCAAAUAGACUGUUUCAUACAUUAAUGAAUAAAAAUGUUAAUUUAAUACCAACAUUAAAUUUAUCAAAUGAUCAAUUGGAUCAUAAAUCAUCAUCUUAUACAGAAAAACAACUUAUAAAAAAUCUUCCAAUUUCAACAUCUUCAAAAUUCAUUAAUGCUGCUUCAUUAGCUUAUAGUAAAUUACUUGAAUUUAAAAUAAAACGAAUACCUCUUUCGUUAACAUGGGAAACAAAAAAGAAACGAUCACUAUCUGAUUCGAUUACAUAUGAAAAUAUUUCGGAAGAUGACCUGCAAGAUAUUAUAACAAAAUGCUUGUCAGAUGACACAAUUGAUAUAAAAAGUUUCGAAAAUUUACUUCAUGAAAAAGCUGUUGAUCAUACAGUACUUUAUGCAAAAGCUAAUGAAUUCGGAUCCGAAUUAUUUCCAGAUUUAACAAUUGAAGAACGAAAACAUAAAUUUGAGACUGAAAUUUCUCGAUUACAACAAGAAAUUGAUUUACAAGAUCGAAUACGUGAUGAAAUGAUUAUUGAAUAUAAUAGUGAUCUAACGGAUGAAAAUGCUAAAAGAAAAAUUCAAGCAAAAAUUACUAAUGUUGAUGAAAAAGUACAAGCACUUGCUGCAUUGACAAUUCUUUAUUGUUCCGGUCUUAGAUAUUGUUAUUCUCAAUUGUAA
Rotaria sp. Silwood1 is the source of this 4296-nucleotide messenger RNA. The record is from the annotation of a GenBank genome assembly. NCBI's taxonomy places the organism in Eukaryota, Metazoa, Rotifera, Eurotatoria, Philodinida, Philodinidae.